UUCAGACGCAGUGGCAAUUAUCGAUUCUUUGCUACCGUGGUUUUUCGUUCGGGCUAGCCGCUACUGCCUAAUUUUCUCCACGUUUAGGACGUCGAUUUGUUGAUGCUAUGCAAUCGCAUAUGUUGGUAUCCCAAAUCGAUCAGAGCUGAAUCAAUAUCCCCCAAACCCCGGUCCAAUCACAUGGGGAUAGUGGCCCUCCUGCAGCAGCGGCAGUGUUCACACCGCAAAGCCUGAUACUACAUAGUUACUAAUCCGUUUAAACUUGGAGCAUCUCCAGUGGGCGCAUCACCAGUUUAGUCAACGAAUCGACUAGAUAGCAGCCCAAGAGCCGCCUAGGUAACAUAUCUCAUCGACACCCUAAUGUGACAGCAUAUUGCUAUAAGGAUUAGCCUAGGCCGCCUGCCCCCAAAAUGGAGGCCCUAACCUCGGUCGCCGAAUUUCCCCCACUUGUACACUUCUACAAUCGAAAACACAAGAGCAGAAUCAAUACGGUGAAAUGCGGUCUUCCGAAGAUUUGCAGUCGCCCCAACGCGGUGCCGACCCUCAUCAGUCGAACAAGGAAGCACUUCCAAACGAGCAUGAAGAGAAUUCAAGACACGACGGCUUCGAUGAGCGGGGCCGGGACCGGGACACGGACUCAAACAACAGAAACUCGGCUAAUGAGAGCCUCCUCGCGCCCCCAGCAGGCGACUCAACACCAGAGACGAAAAUGAAUACCGCUGAGAAGCAAGCCAAGCUCAACUAUUCAAAGCGGAAAUUCAAAUUCUGGAUGUGGGAGAUCGGCGCGUGCUUUCUCAGCUUCGCUAGCAUCCAGUGUAUAAUCGCAGUACUAUCUAUCGAAAACAACAAAUCCCUCGAACAGUGGCCGUGGAGCAUCGGCCCUACUGCUACAGUAGCAUUUAUCGCGACAAUCGCUAAGUCUUCCAUGAUUUUAGCUAUCACCGAGGUUAUUGGACAGUUGAAAUGGCAGCAUUUUCAUGGGAGAGCAAACCCCCUGAUUGACCUCGAGGUCUUCGAUGCAGCGUCGAGAGGGCCAUUAGGAGCACUCGAGUUAGUACGACAGAAACAUAUUCGGUCUGCUCUUGCUUCCCUUGCCUCAGUUGUUGUUAUCGCAGCACUUUUAAUUGACCCAUUCAUGCAAUUGGUUUUCUCAUUUCCUAGCCUUUCGCGACCAGAACCAGGCGUACACGGAUUCUUCAACCACACGUAUAUUUAUGAUACCACAAAUCUUCUUCUAACUUCGCUUGAUGCACAGAUGAAAUCUGCGAUCCUAAAAGCAGCCUCCGAGCAGCCGCCGCCGCCUGCGGCGGCUUGCCCAACUGGCAACUGCACAUGGCCUCCUAUCACUACACUCGGUACUUGUGCUCGCUGCACCAAUGUUACCCAACAAAUAAAAACAAACUGCUCCUCAAUCGAUGAUGAUGAAUACCAAUGCGACUACAGAAUGCCCUCUGGUCAAGUUCUUUCCGGCUACGUAUACACCGAUGUUCCCGACAUAAACUAUUCCAAUCCCACAAUGUGGAACGCUAGUGUUGAUACAUCUUCCCCCGAUAAAUAUUCUCUUGGUCCCCCCGGGGAAGUUACCGAGGGCCCUGUCACGUCUAGGACUUACCAUAUAGCGUUAGUAAAUUUUGAUGCUGUUCAACUAAAACCGAAGGCAGCAAACGCCUCCGACACGGCUUUGACGCUCCAUGACCCAAUUGGGUGGAGAUGCAUGAUCGCCAUAUGUGCAAAGACAUUUGAGAAAGUGGACAUGACAAAUGGAGAAAUGAAGGCCUCUAACCCAACGGAGGACUUAUUGGUAUACACGGGCAAUUUCCAAAACAGAAGCACAAAUAUAGCCAACAAGACGUAUACUAACCAGAUAUACAACUUGAAAGGGAACUCAACUCCCGAUUUGGCAGGCAUGUAUUGGAUUAAUUUUGUAGAUUAUCAGAAUCUGAUAAGCUACCUUGAUGGGAUAUUUACCUCUGGGUGGAGAGACGGCGACGUCGCCAUGCCCAAUACGCAAACGGACGCCCCAAACCUAGGAUUCAUCUUUGCCAAAGCCGAUGAUAUUGGACAGACAACCCGGAAUAUCGCCGAUGCUAUAACAGAAGUUCUUCGAUACGGCCGUAAUAGCACUUCAGCAUCAGGAAAAGUAUUCCACACCAAAGUCUACAUUCAGGUUCGGUGGGGCUGGAUAGCACUUCCGUUUACCCUGGCUGUACUGAGUCUUAUAUUAGUCGUAUGGAUGGUCAUACAGACUAACAGGAGCGACUUGCCAGUCUGGAAGUGCUCUAGCCUACCUUUGCUUUUUCACAACCUAGAUGGUUGGGCUCCUGAAGGCGAAGCUCUGCGAGGCAAUGCCGAACUGGAGAAGGAGGUAAAAGGCAUAUCCGUCGCGUUGUCAAAGGAUCCGAAAGACCUUACAUUUAAGAGGGAUUGAAUAGUUAUGAGUGUUAUACAGUGGUAAACCAGAUGUCACUGCAAGUUUGACUGUUGGUUUGAGUGGCAAAGCAGUAUAUACGAAAGCAGAGGCGAUCAUUAGUUCAUUUUAAAUACGGCACCGUUAGACUAGAUCCUAUAAAUACGCCGACACGACCAUUACUUCUAGGUUAGAUCGAUACUAGGAAGUUUAAUAUUCGACUAACAUGACAGCUGUAAAGGAACUUUGGAAUAGGGGCUAGGACCUCACGCUAAAACGCUUAUGUGGAUAGUUCGUUCUACUAACCCAUUUCUAGAUUGUUGAAGAAACGAGUGAUCAAAUCAGAUAAUAACAUGGGAAUAGUCUUAGUAAGAGGCGUAAACGUGCUAUUGGUUCAAGACCCCAGGCAGCCACGACAAUCGAGACAAUAAUGU
Hypoxylon trugodes is the source of this 2841-nucleotide messenger RNA. RefSeq lists its product as uncharacterized. The transcript is spliced from 3 exons. The coding region runs from base 497 to 2428 and encodes 643 amino acids. NCBI's taxonomy places the organism in Eukaryota, Fungi, Ascomycota, Sordariomycetes, Xylariales, Hypoxylaceae. The record is from RefSeq and is a predicted model, not a curated record.